This is a messenger RNA of Laetiporus sulphureus 93-53, 511 nucleotides long. RefSeq lists its product as uncharacterized. The record is from RefSeq and is a predicted model, not a curated record. NCBI's taxonomy places the organism in Eukaryota, Fungi, Basidiomycota, Agaricomycetes, Polyporales, Laetiporaceae. The transcript has a single exon. Bases 98 to 391 code for a protein of 97 amino acids.
UGGACUACAUCCCUACGCCAGGGCACCGUACGCGACACCCACCAUUUCUGCCGACAAGCUGGAGAGGCUAUGCAAAUCCUGCUACGUAGACUGUACAAUGGCGGGUUCAACCAUCUCAAGAGCGCCUCGUCGUUGCUAUACCACGCACCCAAGGUCGUUGUUGUCCGCGAAGCGCCACUCACCGUGCGAUUCUGCUCCACGAGGUUGCCGGAUUCUAAAGUUGGUUUCUCUCUCUAAGGAAUGUACUGCGUCGAGUGUCGUUGUCGUUGUCGUUGCGCGGUCGGCCCACAGCAUGGGAACGUUGCACAUGCUUUUAAACUCUCGGGCGCUCCUCGGGGAAUGUUCGUUGCUGGCGCGUGGUUCGCGAACGAAUGUAUUGACGAUUUUCUGAUCGUCCUGUCCUUGGAACGAAACGAUGCCAAUAGUCCAUUCAUCGGGGAUUGCCUGUGAACAGUCGUCAAUCCUCGCCUCUAUAGCGCGAUUACUCGUCAUAUCGCUCCACAGUGUUUUC